AUGACGUCCAGCCGUCACGGACCCAAGCCAGCCGCCCCCGCGCCCGUCGCCCGCGACGACAGCAACGCCAGCCUGGCCCUGGCCCGAUCGCUCAGCCAGCUCUCCUUGGCCCAGAAACCCGCCGCGCCGAGGCCUCCUCGCCGCGGGAGCGUCGCCGCGGCAAACACCCCCCUGCAGCCGCCCCCCCUUCGAUCUUCGUCGGCCUCGCCGCGGCCUCGGAACCCGUCGCGCAGCCCGUCCAGCGGGCCAGGCUCGCGCCGCACCUCCUGCUCCGGCACGCCUCUCCUGCUGCGCAGAGCCUCCGCCAACUCGCUGCGUUCUGCCAGCGGCAACAACAACGGCUCCUCGAGGUCCCUGUCUCGGCAAGCCAGCUAUGGCCGGCUCCGGUCGCCGUCCGCCAGGAUGACGCCCCCCGAGGAGGAAGAGCCCCCCGCCACGGCCAGCUCGAUUGCAAACGAUUACUUCCGGGCCGAGCUCGGAGCCCUCCACGGCGCCGCAGCCGCCGUCGCCACCGACACCAUUGUUGUUCUCAACGACGCCGUCUACGGGCAUCGGUUCUCCCGCCCCAGGACCUCGCGCAACGCCCUGAGCACCAUCGUGGAGCGGCCGGAGCGCAUCAAGGCCAGCAUCCUCGGCGUGUCGACGGCCUAUGUUCGGCUGGGAGGGCGGCAUUGCCACGGCGACCUGCCCGUCGACCCCAAAAGGGACCUCGGCCGCGUCGACAGCAUACCCUUCCGCAUCCACAAGACGACGAGGCGCCUGUCUCUGUCGUCCCCGGCCGUCACAAACGUCCACGGCACAAGGUGGAUGGACGAGCUGAAGCUCAUGUGCGACUCGGCCGAGUCGAAGCUGGCCAUGGGAGGAAAGGAGCUGCAGCGGCCCGAUAUUCCCCGGGGGCCCGAUCAUCCGGCCCCGCAGAAGCUCCAUGAAGGCGAUCUGUAUCUAUGCGCCGAGUCGCUGGAUGCCAUGGAAGGGGCCCUGGGAGCCGUUUGCGAAGCCGUCGAUGCCGUCUUCGGACAAGGGCCUCGCAAGGCAUUUGUUGGCGUCAGGCCGCCCGGGCACCACUGCUCCGCUUCCCAUCCUUCUGGCUUCUGCUGGGUCAACAACGCGCACGUGGGCAUCAUGCAUGCCGCUCUCAACCACGGGCUCACCCACGCCGCCAUCAUCGACUUUGACCUGCACCACGGCGACGGCUCCCAGUCCAUAGCCUGGGAGCACAAUUCCCGGGCCAACGCUGUCGGCAAAGCCCACGCGCCGUGGAAGAAGACGUCCAUUGGCUACUUCAGCCUGCACGACAUCAACUCCUUUCCCUGCGAGAUGGGCGACGAGGAAAAGGUCAAAAAUGCCAGCCUCUGCAUAGACAACGCCCACGGGCAGACCGUGUGGAACGUCCACCUACAGCCGUGGGAGACGGAGGACGCCUUUUGGAACCUGUACGAGACGGUGUACAGUGCGCUGCUGGACAAGACGAGGAGCUACUUGAGGAACCAGGCACAGAAGCUGCGGGAAGCAUCCCGGCAGCAGCCCAGAGCCGCCAUCUUCUUGUCCGCCGGCUUCGAUGCCAGCGAGUGGGAGAGCUCCGGAAUGCAACGCCAUCACGUCAACGUGCCCACCGAGUUCUACGCAAAGCUCACCCAAGACGUGGUCAAGCUGGCCGAGGAGGAGGGCUUGGCCGUGGACGGUCGGGUGAUUAGCGUUCUCGAGGGCGGGUACAGCGAUCGAGCCUUGUGCUCAGGAGUGCUGAGUCACUUGAGCGGCAUGGUCGGGGGUGCGAGAGCCGCCGCCCGGCAGGGACAUGCGGCCAGAGGUCUCGCGCACGAGAUGGUCCAGAGGAUAGGCGUAGGCGGCGGCGGCGGCGGCGGCGACGGCGGCGGCGGCGACGGCAACCCGGCCCCGGAGAGCCAAGGGCCGUCGACCCCGUACAAUCCAUCCUGGUGGGCUAGCGGCUCGCUCGACCAGCUCGAGCAGCCGGCGGAGCCGCCGUCGCCGCCCAGGAAACCGCGAAACUCCACACCGCCGACCUACUCGUCGCCGACGCAAGCCUCCACGGCGAGGGUCGCCGACCCGGUCCGGAUGCGGCGCAGCUUGUCCAGCAUGUCCACGGGGCAUCCCAGGGCGGUCCAGCUGCGCCCGCCUUCCCCUCCCCCGCCCGAGGUGUCUUGGGUGGUCGCGGCCAAGGAGCUCUGCAACGUCCUGAUUCCGUCCGAUCGCCAAACAGACAGCUGCAGGCCAGAGGAUCUAAACGCCGAGGCCUCUCGGGCCCGACGGGAUCGACAGUCUCUCCUGCUCGGCAUCCCGCCACCAGCACCAGCGGCGCCGGAUCGAACAGCGUCGCGCAUGUCGCUGCGGGAAAGAAGGACAAAGGCCAUUGGUCUCAUUGACGAAGAAACGGCAGGCGAAAACACACUGCCAAAGACGAGAAGAAGGCAGACCGCUGCUGCUGCCACUACUACUACUACUACUACGCCUAUGGCAUCUCCAAUCAAGGCGAGCCAGGCGGCCGGGUCGCACUUUGGAGCUCAGUCUGCGAGGAGGCCGAGCGGUCGGUUGAGCGGCGCCCCCACCGCUUUGACACCCCCGAGAGAGGAAGUCCCGCCGGUGCCUGCGGUGCCUGCGACGGCACCCGUCCCGAGGCGAACGACAGCAAGCCGGCCGACCUCCCGGGCUGGCAGAACGCAGAGCAGCGACAAGCUGCCUGUUCACAAGGGCAGGGCGGCGUCGACACGCAGGGAGUCCGCUUCCAGAGACGCCACAGGCGCGAGAGCGGCGAGCACUCCAGCAAGAACAAGCCAGCAGCAGGCCGUCGCGGCUGGCGCCGACACACCAACGCCAGCCACGGGCUUUCCUCUUGCUGUCGCGGGCGACGACCCGAAAGCCGACAUGGAGGAUAUCACCAGGGGCAUGAAGAAGAUCAAGAUCAACCUGAUUACACAGUCGCAAAGGGAAGCAAGGCAAAAGGCCAUGGAAGAAGCAAACUGCAAGGCUGAACGUGGCAAGAACGUCCACGUCCACGUCCACGUCCACGAUUCGGAGACCAUGGUUAAGCCAGGGAGGCCACCCACCGCUGCUGCUGCUGCUGCUGCUGCUGCAUCGUCUUCGGCUUCCACGGCGCCGGAGGAGCACCGUGCUCCCCCGAGCCUGCGCGCCAGUCAACCGCGAGCACCGCCGACGCCGUCUCUGAGCGGGGAUCCAACAACUCCUGUGGAGGACUCCUACCCGCCCAGCACCCCGUCUCCUGCACCAGGGCAGACAGUCCCUGCGGGGAGCUCUCUCCAUAUGCCCCAUGUUGCCAUACAGCCAGCCAGCGACGCCGGCCGAUUCUCCCCCCCCCACCCUCCAGAGGGCCUGGAGCCCGCGGCGAAGCGGUCGUCAGCAUAUGUUCCGACGCCAUCAGCUGCAUCUCCCAGUCUUGUAACGAAGAGGCGGCAGAACAGCCUCUUUCAGUACACGUCUGGCAUACCCUUUGCGCCGAGAUCGGACGAAAACGCCGCGCGGAAACGCGGCGCGUCUGAGAGCACCCAGCCUGCAGGAAAUGCGAAGCCAGAGCUGAAGCCGACUGCGCACUCCUUGUGGCCAGGGCCGCGACCAAAGACCUGA
Ustilaginoidea virens is the source of this 3597-nucleotide messenger RNA. RefSeq lists its product as uncharacterized. Gene Ontology annotation, molecular function: histone deacetylase activity. NCBI's taxonomy places the organism in Eukaryota, Fungi, Ascomycota, Sordariomycetes, Hypocreales, Clavicipitaceae. The transcript has 2 exons. The coding region runs from base 1 to 3597 and encodes 1198 amino acids. Gene Ontology annotation, cellular component: nucleus. The record is from RefSeq and is a predicted model, not a curated record.